AUGUCGGACUCGCUCGUACCAGAGACGCGAGUACUGGCUGUGGCUAGCCAUGUUGCCUAUGGCCAUGUGGGAAAUACAAUGGCGACCUUCGUCAUGCAGUCUUUGGGCUGCGAGGUUGCUGCAUUAAAUACUGUGAAUUUCAGCAAUCAUACCGGAUAUCGCCAAUUCAAGGGUACUCGCGCUACUGCGCAGGAAAUCUCAAACCUCUACCAAGGGUUAUGCCAGAGUAACUUGACCGAUUUUGAUGUUAUGCUCUCCGGAUAUGCCCCAAGUGCAGCUGCCGUUGAGGCUGUGGGUUCCAUUGGUAUUGAUCUACAACAAAGGGCUGAGAAGAAGCCUGGAUCAUUCUUUUGGGUAUUGGACCCUGUUAUGGGCGACCAGGGCCGGUUAUACGUCAACGACGACGUCGUCCCCGCUUACAAAAAAAUCAUCCACCACGCCGAUCUAAUUCUUCCCAACCAGUUCGAGGCCGAAGUCCUCUCCGGCAUCAAAAUCACAUCUCUCGCCACCCUGGCCGAGGCGAUUACUGCUAUCCACCGUAUUUACUCCGUGCCACACGUCAUAAUCACUUCUGUGCAGCUUUUCAAACUGUCGGCGUCCGGGUCAACCCCCAGUCCGGCCGAGAACUUCCUGACGGUGAUCGGCUCCACAACAAAGUCAGACGGAUCUCCGCGCCUAUUCCGCGUCGACGUCCCCGCCUUAGACUGUUUCUUCAGCGGUACGGGUGACAUGUUCGCCGCAUUGACAGUUGCUCGUCUACGCGAGGCCGUCGACGCUGCAGGUGACGAUCUCCGCAACACCCGCUCUUGGGUGUCGCCCGACAAUGUCCCGUCCAGUCAGCUCCCGCUAGCUCAGUCUACGAUCAAGGUUCUUUCAAGCAUGCAUAGCGUUCUCGAGAGGACGAUGGAGGCUCGCGAUGCGGAACUCGCAAAGGAUGUCCCGGCACAGAACGGGGGUGUGAGUGUGGAAGAGCAGCAGAAGCUUGAUCAUCUACGACGAACUAAGGCCGCAGAAGUGAGGCUAGUUCGCAAUACGCGAUUCUUGCGGGACCCUCUCGCCCAAUUUGAGGUGCAGGAAUGGUGCAAGGAAGAUCUCCCAGCACAGUUACAAUAG
Molecule: messenger RNA, 1113 nt
Organism: Penicillium subrubescens
Lineage: Eukaryota; Fungi; Ascomycota; Eurotiomycetes; Eurotiales; Aspergillaceae
Product: pyridoxal kinase
Exons: 6
Coding region: 1-1113 (370 amino acids)
Biological process (GO): pyridoxal 5'-phosphate salvage
Cellular component (GO): cytosol
Molecular function (GO): pyridoxal kinase activity
Source: RefSeq, a predicted model, not a curated record